CGGAAAACUUGUGACGGUGGCGGAGGGGCGUCAGGCGUGACGCGGCAUGCUGACGGCGGAGGGACCGGGAUGGCUGUCGGUCAAGUCGUUGCCGGAGCCCGGAGGCCCCAGACGAUCCCCGGCCCAUCCUUCCCUACAUAGCAUGGCGCGCCGCGUCCUCGCACAAGCUUCACGUUUCCUCCCGUUCCGAGACCACCCGCCGCUGCUGCUCCGGAUCUUUCGCCGGACGCCGUGCCACGUGGCCAUGGACGGCGACGGCGAGUGCUCGUCCCCCACCGGCAGAGCACCGGGGCUCCUGCCGCUCUUCGGCCCGUCACCGGCGGCGGAGAGCCCCGAGGACAAGCUGAGGCGGGUCAGCGAGGAGAACCGCAGGCUGUCCGGCGCGCUGGACGCCAUCCUCGCCGACCACCCCCACCUGCGCGCCCUCGCCGCGCCGCCGACGCCGAGCUGCCACGUGCACGGCAAUGCGGCGCCGGCAGAAGUGGCCGGCGGCGGCGGCGUGACGGCCGAGCCAAGGUCCAAGGUCCGGACGGUGUGCGCGCGCGCCGAGCCGUCGGACGCCGACGCCAACCACCUCAAGGACGGCUACCAGUGGCGCAAGUACGGCCAGAAGGUGACGCGGGACAACCCGUACCCGAGGGCCUACUUCCGCUGCGCGUACGCUCCCUCCUGCCCCGUCAAGAAGAAGGUGCAGAGGAGUGCGGAGGACAAGUCGAUGCUGGUGGCGACAUACGAGGGCGAACACAACCACGAGCAGCGCGCCCAGAGCGAGUAUGUCAGCGACGCGCCGACGAUCCAGCUGCUGCAGCAGCAGCAGCAGGCCGGGUCGCUGCCGUGCUCGAUCUCCAUCAACUCGUCGGGCCGGACGAUCACCCUCGGUCUGGCGGACCAACGGCCGGGGUCGAACGCCGAGGCGGCCGCCGCCGCGGAGGUCAUGACGCCGGAGUUUCGAAAGGUCCUGGUGGACGAGCUCGUGAAUCUGCUCAAGAACGAUCCGGAGUUCAUGGAGUCUCUGACAAGCGCCGUUGCUGCGAGGGUGAUGGAGAGGAUACCAGGGCAGAUAUUCUGAUGCACGAGGAUGUGUAGGAUGUCCAUGGAUGCAAAUGUGAAUAUAUUCAUACACGUGCAGUUUUCGUGGUUAUAAUAUGCUUGGGAUCUUGUGGGUUCGCUCCUGCAAAAAGAAAAGUUCUGGUACCCGAAAGAACAGGUACAACAUUACUACAAGAAUCUUUAUGUUCAUACCUCUAUGCAAACUUAUAUUCUCA
Panicum virgatum (switchgrass) is the source of this 1265-nucleotide messenger RNA. Its product is annotated as WRKY transcription factor WRKY62-like. The transcript is spliced from 3 exons. The record is from RefSeq and is a predicted model, not a curated record. The coding region runs from base 47 to 1069 and encodes 340 amino acids. Gene Ontology annotation, biological process: regulation of DNA-templated transcription. NCBI's taxonomy places the organism in Eukaryota, Viridiplantae, Streptophyta, Magnoliopsida, Poales, Poaceae. Gene Ontology annotation, molecular function: sequence-specific DNA binding; DNA-binding transcription factor activity.